AUGUUCCCCACGUUGCCAAUUUUUCUUUCUAUUCUCGUUCUUUUUAAUCUUGGUGAAUCUGCAUUCGUGGUUUCGGUCGACCCGAACGCCAUCGUACAUACGGCUGAAUGCGAGGCGAAUUGCCCGAAAACCGCCUACCACUGCAACUAUUGCUGCAACGCGUGCUGUCGACAACAGAAACAUCAUCCACUUGGUGGCUCGUGUAUUGCAUCUCAGUGCUACUGUGUUCGAAGCAGUGAUCAGAGU
Molecule: messenger RNA, 246 nt
Organism: Mesorhabditis belari
Lineage: Eukaryota; Metazoa; Nematoda; Chromadorea; Rhabditida; Rhabditidae
Source: the annotation of a GenBank genome assembly